AUGAUCAUAUCUGGUACACUUGGUCAAGUAAUAGUACCUAUUAUUCAUCACAUGUCUCAACUUAAUUCCAUCUAUGUAUUUUGUGAAUAUCAGUUGAAACAUGAACAGUGGGCGAAUGAAUGGACGAAAGUGAAGGGUGUAUUUUCUCAAAUUGAUAAUUUAUGUGAUAUGCUACUAUCUGAUAUUCGUCAAUAUGAUCGAGAUACAAUUUCGAUUAGUGUCACAGGCGACGAUUUGAAUCGCCUUGAUCCAUCGUUUAUGUAUACUGAACUACUUAAAAAAUUGUUUCUUGAAAUGGAGUACGAUGGUGACAUCAAGAAAGAGUUUGUCGACUUUUGUCGGGAACAAUAUCGUGACAAUCCUUAUGAAUUGCAAAUCAUUGAUGAAUUCGAACAUGAUGGUGGAGCACACACACCUAUCUGGUGGUACACACGUGAAUGUUUUAUCUAUAAGAUGCUUAAUCGUGCUCUUCGAAUACAAGAUGUAGAAAUCAUUAUCAAGAUGAGCUAUUUUAUACGCGACGUUCAUCUUCAUAUCCAAGAAAUUCAUUCUCAGACAAUUUAUCAAGAUUUAUUUCCUGUUUAUCGUGGUCAAGGAAUGUCAUUGGCAGAUUUCGACAGAAUAAAGAACAGCAAAGGUCGUCUGUUGGCAUUCAACAAUUUUUUGUCUACUAGCCUUGAUAGAAAAGUCUCAUUAUCAUUUGCUAAAAACUCAUUGCAGAAACCUGAUUUCGUGGGCAUACUUUUCGAAAUGACGAUCACUUCGUCUGUUCCAUCGACUCCAUUCGCUGCAGUAAGUGACAUCAGUGCCUUUUCUAGCGAACAAGAAAUUUUAUUUUCAAUGCACGCUGUAUUUCGUAUAUGUGAAAUCGAUCAAAUAGAAGAUCGACUAUGGCGCAUUGAGCUCACAUUGACAAGUGAUAACGACCAAGAACUACAACUUCUUACAGAACACAUAGAACAAGAAAUCCAAGCAUCAACUGGAUGCCAUCGACUCGGUGAAUUGUUACUACGUAUGGGCAAUUUUGAAGAUGCUGAAGAAGCGUUUGAGAAAUUACGAGAAGAAACAAGUAACGACGAUGUGAAAAAUCUUGCUAAUAUAUAUAGUCAACUUGGACGCAUAAAAAAUAUCAAGGGUCACUAUCAAGGAGCACUUGAAUAUUACAAAAAACAGCUUGAAAUUCAACAAAAAUCACUUUUACCAAAUGAUCAAGAUUUCACUGCUACCUAUAAUGAUAUUGGCGAUGUCUAUGCUAAUAUGGGAGAAUACUCGAAAGCACUUGAAUUCUAUCAACAGUCGCUUGAAAAUGCACAAAAACAUCUUCCAUCGAAUAAUCCUGCAUUAGGUGCUACCUAUGAUAACAUUGGUGAAAUCUAUGAGAACAUAGGAGAUUACUCAAAUGCCCUUGAAUUCCACAAAAAGUCAUUAGAAAUACAACAAAAAUGCCUUCCACCUAAUCAUCCAGAGUUGGGUGCUACUUAUAAUAAUAUCGGAGAAGUGUAUGCUAACAUGGGUCAAUAUUCAAAAGCAUUAGAAUGCUACCAAAAGUCGCAGGAAAUCCAACAGAAGUCUCUUCCUUCUAAUCAUCUCGAACUUGCCAUUACAUAUCAUAACAUUGCUGCAGUACAUGAUGACAUGGGUGAAUACUCGAAAGCUCUUGAGUUCUAUCAAAAGUCACUUGAGAUUCGACGAAAAUCUCUUCCUAUAGAUCACCCGGAAUUAGCUUCUACCUAUGAUAACAUUGGUGAAGUGUAUGAAAAUAUGGGCGAUUACUUACAGGCGCUCGAGUUUCAUAAGAAGUCAUUAGAAAUACAACAAAAAUGUCUCUCACCUAAUCAUCCAGAAUUGAGUGCUACUUAUAAUAAUAUUGGAGAAGUGUAUGCUAACAUGGGUCAAUAUUCAAAAGCUUUAGAAUGCUAUCAAAAGUCACAGGAAAUUCAACAGAACUCUCUUCCUUCUAAUCAUCCCGAACUUGCCACUACUUAUCAUAAUAUUGCUGCAGUACAUGAUGACAUGGGUGAAUACUCGAAAGCCCUUGAAUUCUAUCAGAAGUCACUUGAAAUUCGACAAAAAGUUCUUCCUGAGAAUCAUCCUGAAUUGGCCGCUACUUAUAAUAAUCUUGGAGAAGUCUACGCUAAUAUGGGUGAAUACUUGAAAGCGCUUGAAUUUCAUGAAAAAUCCCUUGAAAUUCAACAGAAGUCUCUCCUACCGAAUCAUCCAGAUUUUGGAGCUAUCUAUAAUAAUAUCGGCGAAAUCUAUGCUAAAAUGAGAGAUUAUUCAAGAGCACUCGAAUUUCAUCAUAAGUCACUGAAAAUUGAACAACAAUCUCUUCCUUCACAUCAUCCAGAGCUAGCAACGACCUAUCACAAUAUUGCUGUAGUAUACGAGAACAUGAAACAAUAUUCGAAUGCACUCGACUUUCAUGAAAAAUCACUUGAAAUUCGACGAUAUUGUCUUCCACCAAAUCAUCCGGAUUUUGCUGUUACUUUCAACAGUCUUGGCGAAGUUUAUGUCAAAAUGAAAGAGUACAUGAAAGCACUUGAAUUCUAUGAAAUGUCACUAGAAAUCCAACAGAAAUCUCUACCACCAAAUCAUCCAGAUUUUGCUGCUACUUAUAACAACAUUGGGGAAGUUUAUUGCAAGAUGGGACAGGAUACUAUUGCACUCAUAUUUUACGAAUGUGCUGUUGAAACCGGACAAGAAGCUCUACCCGAAAAUCAUCCAUGUCUUCAGAUUUACCGAAAUCAUUUGAGUGAAAUGCAAAGGAAAACAUAG
Messenger RNA from Rotaria sp. Silwood1, 2775 nucleotides. Lineage: Eukaryota; Metazoa; Rotifera; Eurotatoria; Philodinida; Philodinidae. The record is from the annotation of a GenBank genome assembly.